GUUAGCAACUGUGAAGAGACAAGGUGUUGUUUACACAAUUCUGUUAAGUCAGCAACUACCAACCGACUCGACUAUUUUCGGAAGUAAUUGAAGGAUUACGAUAUUGCAAGAUUACCAAAUUGCUAGAUUGCUAGAUUACCAGAUUUAGAUAUUAUAAGAUUAUCAGACAACCACAUUACUAAACUGCCAGACUGCCGGACUAACAAUGCCACGCCUAAUAUCAGCUCGGUCUGACGUCACAGAUUCAGAAAUGGAGAAAGAAACUCUAAGAGAAUUCAAAGAACUCAAAGAACAAUAUUAUUUAAUGGAAAAUGAUCGAAAUGACUCUACUGAGAAAACUCAGAAAAUUCUUCGAAAGUACAGAUAUGAAAUUUCUAUAUUGGAAACGGAGAGGAAUGAACUAAACAAAGAACUAUCUCUUGCUGAAUGUGAAAGAAACCAACGAAUGGACUCGAAGAAUGCUGCGAUAUUGAAGAAUUUAUCUAAAACAAAAGAUAAUAUCGAUGUAGAUAUCCAGAAAGAUAGGGAGAUAAUCAACCACUUGGAUCAGCAGUUAACAGACUGGAUGAGGAAGCAAAAGGAAUGGAAUCAGAUUUAUGGUAGCUUUGGUAAGAACUUAAAAUAUAGCAUUGCCGUGGAGAAAACCAUCAGAGUAAUGGAGAAUCGUCUGGAUCAUACGUGUAAAAAAUUCAAUCAUUAUUUGACUGAAAACCGCCACCUGCGCCAAAAAAUCGAUUCUUUGAAAGCCGAAAAGGAGAAAUUUGAUGUGAUCCAUCAAAAACUUGAGAAAGAGUACCACCAUAUUCGUCAGAAUAUUAUUCAUCUUGUAGAGAAAUCAACACAAGCCUACAGUUACAGUCUUUCUACAUUUUGUCGCCAUGUUUGUAUUAUAGAGGUUUUGGAAGCUGAAAGGAAAAAGGAGAGCCAAGAAGACUCUGUGGAGAGAUACGAAGCCGCUGUAGCAAGAAUCAAAGCGAUGACCGGUGAAGACAAUUUGGAUCUGGACGUACCAAAGUUCAUUGAAGUGGAAGAUAAAAACUUCGCCCUCUUCAAUUAUGUUAAUGAGAUGAACAGUGAAAUUGAGCUGCUAAAUGACCAGACGAAAGAGAUCCAAAAAGAUAUUGAGAAUUUCCAGAAUGAAGGUGCCCAGCUUGACUUCGAGAGGAAGAAGAUUUUAAAUGAACUGGAAUCACUGAGGGUGGAAGUGUCCAAAGAUAUAUCAAUCAAAGAAGAAUCGGUCAAAGAAAUUUCAAAGAUAUUUGAUCAAAUUAAAACUGCCAUCAAAUCCGUCUUCACGGUUACCCAGUGUGACCCGGCUCCUAUUGACGAUCUUCUGGGCCUGUCAGCCGGCAUUACUCAAACAAAUAUGAUCCAGUACUUGGGAGUAAUAGAACAGCGAGUUAACGAACUGUUGAUUAUUCAAAUGUAUCUCUCUAGUAAGAAUCAGACAACCCAUGACCCUAAAUUUAAAGAAAGCGAAGAAUCAGAUCCAAGAAAUGCUUUAGGCAGUAUUUCAUUCCUUCCUCCUUCAAUCGGAGAGGAACACCUAGGCGUUGAUGAAAACAACGACGGAGAAGAUGAGUUGAGACCUCUGACACGAAGCGAUUUAGAACUCCAGGUCCUGAAAUCAGUGAAACGACGAGAAGAAAGCAACCAGAGCGAAGACCAGAAAUUUGAAAUGAUGGUGAAUCGAGAAAAAGGCUUAAAAUCGAAUCAAAAGAAAGAAUUUAAAAAAGAGAGAAUUUAAAACCAAGAUCAAAGAAUUCUAACCCCACCCCUCAACUAAAAAAACAUCUCCCCCACAAAACCAAAAACCCCAACAACUCAAAGAUGCUCCCCUUUCCAAUUUAAGUUUGAAAUUUGAAAAUCUAGAAAUUCAUUUCUACUACAGGGACCUGGAAUCUUGGGGAAGUGCUAUGCUGGUAUUUCUUUUAUUUGUACUGAAAGGAUAAAAAAUAAAAUUGACCUCGACGGAAUUUGAACUCAAAACGUUAAACUGGAAGAAAUAUUCCGAAGUAUUUUGUUCGGCGUGCUAACGACUCUGCCAGAUCGCCACCUUACAGAAGUUAUCCCUAAAUUAAAUAAUUUCCGUUGUUUUGGUUUCAUAUUAUUAUUAUUAUUAUUAUUAUUAUUAUUAUUAUUAUUAUUAUUAUUAUUAUUAUUAUUAUUAUUAUUAUUAUUAUUAUUAUUAUUAUUAUUAUUAUUAUUCACUUUGAAUUUCUAUAUUCUUUUUCAUUUUUUAUAAGAAUUUAUUUUCAAAUUUUCAGUUUGUAGUUUAAUUCAGUUUUGAUUUCGAUUCCAGUUUUGAUAUAAAAAAAAAAAUAAUAAUUUCAUAUUUAGUAUUGUUGCAGGCAUGGUUGUAUGGUUAAGAAGUUCGUUUUGCAAUCACUUGGUUGUGGGUUCAUCCCCCGCCCCGUACGGCUCCUUCAGCAAGUGUCUUCUGCUAUAACCCUGUGCCAACCAGUGCCUGCCUUGUGAGUGAAAUUUGGUAAACAGAAACUCUGUGGAAGUCCCUCGUAUAUAUUUUAACUAACCUAAAGUUUGCUUAUGACCAAAUACUGCUUGGUGCUGAUAUUACUGUAAAUUUGGGUUAGAUGAGUGCUGAAGAAGGGGAAACAACCCCCGAAAUAUGGCAUAUACACUCUAAAAGGCGGCGAGCUGGCAGAAACGUUAGCACUCCGGGCGAAAUGUUUAGCGGUAUUUCGUUUGCUGUAACGUUCUGAGUUCAAAUUUCGCCGAGGUCGACUUUGCCUUUCAUCCUUUCGGGGUCAAUUAAAUAAGUACCAGUUACGCACUGGGGUCGAUAUAAUCGACUUAAUCCGUUUGUCUGUCCUUGUUUGUCCCCUCUGUGUGUAGCCUCUUGUGGGCAGUAAAGAAAUAAGAGACGUUAGCACGCUGGGCGAAAGUCUUAGCGGUAUUUCGUCUGUCUUCACGUUCUGAUUUCAAAUUCCCCCGCGGUCGACUUUGCCUUUCAUCCUUUCGGAGUCGAUAAAUUAAGUACCAGUUGCGUACUGGUGUCGAUCUAAUCAACUUUCCCCCUUAAGUAUAAUUGUACCCUACACAAUUAUAUAUCUCUAUAAGUGUAUUUUUACCUAAAAGGUUUUUAUAUGCUGGCCACUGAUAAAAUUCAUUAACUUUAAUGAUUUUAUUCUCUAAUUAUACAUGUGCUUUGUUGAGUUCCAGUAAAUCUUGUCACAUUAAAACACACGCUUCCAUGUAUUUAGUCGACAACAUCUGGCGUUACUUUAAGUUUCAUGGUUGCCCGAUCUAUAUGACGGAUAUGCCGACUUGUAAGGCCUUAAAGUAUUUAGUCGAACCAAUUGAUUCCAGGACUUAUUUUUUAAUCUGGUAGUUAUUCUAUAGGUUCUUUUUUGCCGAGCCGCUAUCUUACGAGGGCGUAAACAAACCAAUACUGGUUUCCGAGCGGUGGUAGGGGACAGACACAAUAAAAACACAAAGACACACACACACACACACAUACACACACACACACACACACACACACACACACACAC
Molecule: messenger RNA, 3515 nt
Organism: Octopus bimaculoides (California two-spot octopus)
Lineage: Eukaryota; Metazoa; Mollusca; Cephalopoda; Octopoda; Octopodidae
Product: coiled-coil domain-containing protein 63
Biological process (GO): outer dynein arm assembly; cilium movement
Cellular component (GO): axoneme
Source: RefSeq, a predicted model, not a curated record